Baudoinia panamericana UAMH 10762 is the source of this 837-nucleotide messenger RNA. RefSeq lists its product as uncharacterized. The record is from RefSeq and is a predicted model, not a curated record. The coding region runs from base 1 to 837 and encodes 278 amino acids. The transcript is spliced from 4 exons. NCBI's taxonomy places the organism in Eukaryota, Fungi, Ascomycota, Dothideomycetes, Mycosphaerellales, Teratosphaeriaceae.
AUGUCGUCUGUUACGCUUGCACAUAACAGACUCUGUGUAGACUUUGCAGCACUGAAGUAUGCUUGCCCGAACGGUGUCUAUGUCGCUCCUGUCCACGACCAUCCACUUACCUGGGAAGGCGUGUUAUUCCCACGAAAAGGACCGUACGUGAAUGCGACGUUACGAUUCCGCAUUGACUUCACGGCGGACUAUCCCCAACGGCCACCAGUAAUUACAUUCCUUAGUGAAGUGUUCCAUCCCUUGGUCACGCCUGCCACUACAUACACGCACAGUGUCCGCGACACCGGGACCGACACCAUCAGUGCGGCAGAUGAAGAGCGAUUACCGCCCGGCGGCGUAGUGUUACGCCACGCCUUCCCGGAAUGGUUCUUUUCCAAAACGCCAGUCACAUCUGGACCUGGUGCAAGCAGAGGGCGGAGUGGAGUGCAGCCUCUAGACGCGACCUUCCGCACGGAUCGCGAGCAGGAACAGACGGAGCGAUUGCCGCACAUUGUCGAGGUCUUGCAGUAUCUCCGGGUAGCUUUCGACACGGAAGCUGUGAUCGACGCCAUCCCGCUGGAUGUUGCUGCUAACAGCGGAGCAUGGCACGCGUGGAGAAGCUUCCGCACGAAAACCCUUCCACGGACGUCACCGCCUGCAAACACCGAUCAUGCUUCGGAGGGAGGAGUAACUUCCAAACGCAGCACAUCGCCAAGACAACAGCCUGGAGGCGCUAGGCGACCUGGCGACUGGAACUGGGCUGGCGUGUGGGAGGACCGGGUUAGGAAGAGCGUUCAGCUAGAUGAGGAGACGUUGAAGCACGCAAUGCAAGAGCUUCACUGCGCGGUGCCUGCCUGA